Acanthoscelides obtectus is the source of this 315-nucleotide messenger RNA. NCBI's taxonomy places the organism in Eukaryota, Metazoa, Arthropoda, Insecta, Coleoptera, Chrysomelidae. The record is from the annotation of a GenBank genome assembly.
AUGUUUGAUGCCAGUGGAAUUAAUGCUAUGAUUAUAUUCUCUCUUGUGAAUCCAGAUUGGAAAGAAAAUACUAAAAAUAAUCGUAAAACGUUUCUCAAAGAACUAAGUAAUUCAUUAAUUGAGCCACAUUUACGAGAGCGGGCACAAGUGACCACGCUGCGAUCAUAUCUUCGGCUUAGCAUUAGUGAAAUUCUAGGAAUGGAUGCGCCACAAAGACAGCAUCCAGCAACAGAUUUGCCAAGAAAGCUCCGGAGUGACAAACCGGAUUGUUGUUGGGAUGUAAAAAAAUCCCCGAGGCGAAAAUUUCGAAAUUGA